Molecule: messenger RNA, 1337 nt
Organism: Anoplophora glabripennis (Asian longhorned beetle)
Lineage: Eukaryota; Metazoa; Arthropoda; Insecta; Coleoptera; Cerambycidae
Product: ATP-sensitive inward rectifier potassium channel 11-like
Exons: 3
Coding region: 1-1278 (425 amino acids)
Biological process (GO): regulation of monoatomic ion transmembrane transport; potassium ion import across plasma membrane
Cellular component (GO): plasma membrane
Molecular function (GO): inward rectifier potassium channel activity
Source: RefSeq, a predicted model, not a curated record
AUGUCAAAAGAAGAAAUAGAAGAUUCAUUUAGGCUACUGAAAGCGAAAUCAAGGGAUGGUUUAGCCAACAACUACGCAGGGAAUUUCAGUGAAUUCGAAACAUCAAAUUCAGAAGGAGACCACCGACGAAUAAUUCUUAAGAAUGGCCAUUGCAACGUGUCACAACCUCAAACCAAGCGAGAACAGAUAUACGUUCUAGAAUUCUUGAAACUAGUCGACUACUCAUGGACAUGUACUCUUGCUCUAUUCUCUUCCACGUUGGUCGUAUCUUGGUUCAUCUUCGGAGUCCUAUACUGGCUGAUUUCCUACAUUCACGGAGAUUUAGAACCCGAGCACUUACCCCCAUUCCAAAACCAAAGCAACUACAGACCGUGUGUCUACGACGUUUACAAUUUUGCAUCCUGCUUCAUGUUCAGCGUCGAAACCCAACAUACUUUAGGUUACGGUGUUAAAGCUACUACUGACGAAUGCCCUGAAGCUAUUUUCGUGAAUACUGUUCAGUGCUUAGUAGGAUUUAUCAUACAGGGCAUAAUGUCUGUAACCAUUUUCUACAAACUGACCUUACCAAGACAAAGACAAAAGACCUUAUUGUUCUCCAAGUCCGCUAUAAUAUGCCCUAGAAACGAGAAAUUGUGUAUUAUGUUUCGUAUAGGAGACAUGAGGAAGAAUGAUAUGGUUGGUGGUCGUAUCCGCGUUUUUUUCUUGCGUACCGCGAAGACACUUGAAGGCGAAAUACUUGUGAAUCACCAACAAGAAUUGGAGCUGUUUUACGACAACUGCCAAAGAGGGUUGUUCUUCUACUGGCCCCUCACCAUAUACCACGUUAUAAAUAAAGACUCACCUCUGUACUACUUCUCACCAAGAGACUUUAACAAGCAUACCUUUGAAAUAGUUGUUGUUUUGGAAGGUACCAUUGAGAGUACCGGCCAGAUGACGCAGCAUCGUACCAGCUACAUGUCUGAAGAAAUAUUGUGGGGAAGGAAGUUCGAACCUUUGUUGAAACUGAAUAAACACAGGCAGGGGUAUGAUGUAGACCUUUCCAAAUUCGACAAUAUGCUGCCUGUCAAGACUCCUUUGUGUUCCGCUGCGUACUGUGAGGAGUUCGCCACUUUGCAAAAUAUGAAGAUUGGUCUAAAAUCUCCAAUAAAACUGGACUUUACUCCUAGACAAAGUAUCGGAGAAAUUGACAAGAAAACGGUAGCAAAGUUGACGGCAAAAGUGAACAUAAAUGUAUGCAAUUCGAAUGGAAAUGACAGUGAUUGUAAUCGAAAUGACUAAAAGUAAAGUUUUACACAAGAGAACUAUUAUUAUAUGUAUAUACUACACUAAAAUCCUAA